AUGCAGACUCUGCCCACAGCUGGAGCUGACACUGGGUCACGACCCCUCAAGGAAGGUCUCCUGGAGCUGAUGGCUACGCUCAACAUGCAGGCGAACCAGGUGUUCACGGCGUGGGCCCUGAGCCCUCCAACCCCCUACCCCUGCCAGGUCAGCUCUCUGGUCCUGCCUGAGAGGACUCCGGAGGAGGAGAAGGAGGAUGAGAUGGAAUGGGAGGAGGAGGAGGAGGAGGAGGAAGAAGAAGAAGAAGAGGAUGCAGAAAGGGGGGCUCUGGUAUUCCACCACCUGUACCUGGCUUAUCCCUGGCUGGUCCCCACCCCCUUGCCCCUCUGGAUGGGCCACCUCUGGCCUGGGCCACCGAAGACCCCCGCGAUCCGACAUCUCCCGCCGGACUCCCCUCUCCCCAUCCCCACCAGGAGCCCCAACUCGAAACUGGUGCCCCCGCCACCGCCCCCGAGUGCUACCGGGACCGUGGGAGCAGAGGUGCCGCCGGACCCAGACCACACUGCUUCUGGGGGCCAGUCUGUGCAGGUGUUGUUGACUGAUUCCCAGAUCUGGACUCCACACAGACACCACAUCCGGCACCUCCACCAGUUCAACUGGCGUCAACGAGGGGCCAGACUCAAUGUCAAGCGGCGAGAUAAGAUCAUGGACAAUGGAGUCCUGGAAUGUCAUUAG
Molecule: messenger RNA, 675 nt
Organism: Tachyglossus aculeatus (Australian echidna)
Lineage: Eukaryota; Metazoa; Chordata; Mammalia; Monotremata; Tachyglossidae
Gene: PRR29
Product: proline rich 29
Exons: 6
Coding region: 1-675 (224 amino acids)
Source: RefSeq, a predicted model, not a curated record